Ustilaginoidea virens is the source of this 5892-nucleotide messenger RNA. RefSeq lists its product as uncharacterized. Gene Ontology annotation, cellular component: nuclear pore cytoplasmic filaments; nuclear pore. Gene Ontology annotation, molecular function: structural constituent of nuclear pore. Lineage: Eukaryota; Fungi; Ascomycota; Sordariomycetes; Hypocreales; Clavicipitaceae. The transcript is spliced from 6 exons. The record is from RefSeq and is a predicted model, not a curated record. Gene Ontology annotation, biological process: RNA export from nucleus; protein import into nucleus; post-transcriptional tethering of RNA polymerase II gene DNA at nuclear periphery. Bases 1 to 5892 code for a protein of 1963 amino acids.
AUGUCAUUCGGUGGCUUCGGCGGCUUCGGCCAAAACAACAACAGCCAACAACAGCCCACUGGAUUUGGAGGGUUCGGGGCCAAUAAUAAUAAUAAUAAUAAUAACUCGACGGGGUUCGGUACGUCCUCGUCUGGAGGUUUUGGCCAGAACGCCGCAUCUGGAGGCGGCUUGUUUGGGAACAACAACCAAGCUUCUGGUAGUGGAUUUGGUUCUUCUACGACUUCCGGCGGCUUCGGAUCGAAUACCGGAGGCGGUUUCGGAAGCAAACCCGCCUUUGGCACGAGCACAUCGGGCGGCUUGUUUGGUGGCAGCAGUAACAACACAACUACCAACACGUCUACGUUUGGCGGUUUUGGUGCCAAUAACACCUCCAGCAACACCACGUCCUCACCCUUUGGAGGCGGCAGCAAUACUAGCAGUGGAAUUUUCGGCGCGAAUAAAGCUGGUUUUGGUGCGCCCAACAAUACCGGAUCGUCUCUGUUUGGUGGAGGAAAUACGAACUCCGGAGGCUUUGGUACUACCAGCACUGGGUUUGGCGCCACGGGUGGUGCGGGCGAUCCUCCGGGCACCGCGUCGACUCCUUUUAACGCAUACACGGAGAAAGAGCCAAACAGCUCCAUUUCCAACUCUUACCAGAACAUUCUGUUUCAGGAACCUUAUAAAAAAUGGUCGUCCGAGGAGCUUCGAUUAGUCGACUACGCCCAAGGCCGUCGGCAUGGCAAUGCCACUGGCGGCGGUGCCUUUGGCGUCAGCUCUGGGUUCGGAGGAUUUGGCUCCAAUACCAAUACUGCUCAACCAACCAAUCUGUUCGGAACAAGCAACGCCCCGGCUGGCGCUGGACUCUUUGGCAGCAAUGCCAACGCAACAGGCAACUCCAGCUCUGGAUUCGGUGGCGGAGGGUUCGGCGCCACCAACCAGAGCAAUGCCGCCGGGAGUGGUCUGUUUGGAGGCGCCAACAAGCCCGCAGGAGGCGGGCUAUUCGGUAACACUCAAACACAACAAAACAGUGGAGGAGGUGUGUUUGGUGCUAGUGGUUCCGGAGGAUUUGGUACUCCGACGACGAACAACACUUUCGGAGCCAACAACAGUGGAGGUGGAUUGUUUGGAAGUAACGCCAACAAACAAGGUACAGGGUUUAGCUUCGGAAAUAACAAUAACACGAAUACCACCAACGCUGGAUCCGGCUUUGGCAGCACCUCCGGCAGUGCGUUUGGCUCGACGGCGAAUACCACGGGCUCAACUUUGUUCGGCAAUAACGCCAAUACUUCCCAGUCGACGGGUGCUGGCCUGUUUGGAGGUGGUACCCAGCAGCAACAGAAUACCUCCUCUGGCUUCGGCGCCGGCUUCGGCGGCCAGCCGAGCCAGAACCAGCAAAGCGGUGGCAUUUUCGGCAAUCAGCAAAAGCCUGCUGCUGGGGGGUUAUUCGGAGGCGCCGCGACCGGCACAACUUCAGGCGCCGGGGUUUUUGGCGGCAAUAAUGCGCAACAGCAAAACACCGGGGCCGGUCUCUUUGGCAGCACGGGCAAUACUUCCUCUGGGGAAAGUCUAUUUGGGAACAAAGCGACCACUGGCGGAGGUUUAUUCGGAGGGGGUAGUACCACUCAAUCCGCUACGGGGGGGGCGUCACUCUUUGGCGGGAACAACCAACCGCAGCAGGCUGCUGGCGGUGGCAUUUUUGGAGCCAGCAACAGUCAGAAGCCUGGCGGCGGCCUCUUUGGUGGUUCUGCUCAGGGUAGUGGCGGACUCUUUGGCAGCCAACCCAACCAAGCAUCGGGCGGAAGCUUGUUCGGAGCCGGCGCAAACCAGCAGCAAAACCAAGGCAUCCUGGGCAACUCCCUACUAGGCAGUACGCAACAGAACAACAACAUUCCCCAGGGCCUCACUGCCAACCUAAACGAUGUUUCCGCGUACGGAAGCCCCUCCUUGUUCGCUGGCCUUGGCGGAAACGAGGUGACCAACCCAGGACCUCUCGCUACACCUCUCGGCAACAACUCCAAGCCCCGAAAGAGCUCGAUUCUUCCCAUGUACAAGCUUGCUCCAGCCACCGCUGCCUCUCGCUUUGGCACCCCGCAGAAGAGGGGAUUUGGUUUCUCGUAUAGCUCCUACGGCACCCCGGGUGGCAGCCCCGCUAGUAGCAUUUCCAGCACUCCAGGUACAAUGGGUCGCAGCCUGCUGGGCCCAAGCUCAAACGGCUCCUUGAACAGGAGCAUAUCGACAAGCAACCUCCGCCGCAGCUUCAAUGCUGAAGACAGUAUUCUUGCUCCCGGCGCUUUCGCCUCGAGCUCUAAUACUCGUUGGUACGGGAGUACUGGCUCCAAAAAGCUGGUGAUCAACCGGGAUAUCCGCAGCGAUCUGUUCUCCACUCCUCAGAAGGACAAAACCGAGGGCAACGGCAGUGUCCGCAAACUAUCAAAACGCGUGAGCUUCGACACAAGCACUGCGGAGUCUCAGGAUGAAACCCCCGUUCGAAAUGCUCUCCCACCCCCCGAGGAUACCCCUACCUCCCAAACAGAGGAAGCGACUCCACGCCAGAGCCGAAAUACAAACGGAGUCAAUGGUUCUCAGAUACCAGAAACGGAACACGUCAAAGGCAACGAGCUUGCUAUCGUCCAUGAAGAUGACAAUUCUGCCACCCCGGAGGCUCAGACACAGGCACCUCUUGGAUUCGGCAACGUACCUGGUAAGUACUGGAUGCGGCCGAGCAGGGAAGAAUUGCAGAACAUGAACAGGAUGCAACGUCUACGUGUGGACAAUUUCACUGUUGGCCGCGACCACGUGGGUUACAUAAAGUUCAAAGUCCCCGUCGACAUGAGCAAUAUCGAGCUUGACGAUAUAUGCGGCGGCAUCAUUCAGCUAGAUCCUCGAUCUGCCACUGUCUACCCUGUCCAGGCGAAGAAACCCCCUGUUGGCAAGGGACUUAAUGUCCCAGCGCAGAUUUCUCUGGAGCAAUCAUGGCCCCGCGGCGAUCGGGACAAGAGAAAUACCAGCGAUCCAAAGAGAGUCAACAAACACGUCGAAAGACUCAAGAGAAUUCCAGAUACUGUUUUCGAGAGCUACGAUAAAGAAACUGGAGUCUGGACUUUUGGUGUCGAGCAUUUUACAACGUACGGUUUGGAUGACUCGGACGAGGAGUCGUCUGAUGCUGAUGAUGGUGAUGAUGAGGAGGAGGUCCCCUCGCCUGCACCGGAUGGUCGCGCUCGCAACGUGCAUGACCAAGAUGGCGCCUUCGGUAACGCACCUCGGGGAGAGGACACACCCAGCUCCAGAAAAAAUCAAGCUUUGCCGGGGGCAUUCGAUGAUCAAGUACACCCCUACGAAGCAGAGGAUGUCAAUGAGAAUUCUUUUUUAGGGAUUAGCUCUGCGGAUUCGGCGCCCAGCAAUGUCAGGCUCUCACUGGAAGACGAAUACGCCAGUGGGAUGGGCGAAGAAUAUGAAUCGUCCGACGAUGAGGACAUGGCGAGGUCCUCUUCCGGGCAGCAUCUUGCCGCGGGGCUUGACGACGCCUCGUCAGAGAAUGACCAGGACUCGAGAAGAGGAACGCCUGGCGGCAUUCUCAGAGCUCGAAUGAGGGCCGUAAAGGAUUCAGCCGGCCCUGUCACGGUUGAGGUGGUUGACGGUGACGACUGGAUGGAAAUGCUGCGAAAAACCGUCAGCCCAGUGAAGCGAGAUCGCCAACUCCUGAGGGAGAUGAACGAAACGCCGUCAAAACUCGGUAGAUUGGACAACAGUGGCGACUACCUUGAAUUCGAUUUGGGCAAAACAUCUAUCUGGGGUAACAAUAUCUCAAAGGAUGAAGGGAAGCGUGGGCAUAUAAGCACGCAAAUGGCAAAUGAUAAAGGACUUGGAUUCGCGACCAGCAUCGACUUGAUGAACUCUCUUUUUGAGAAGCCCAAGCCGACGCGGCAAAAUCCUGGCGCGACCGUGCAGGCCAAAGGCUUCCCCCAGUGGCCCUAUGAACGUCAAGAGAAGCACCUAAUCGUCGACAAUGAGGAAAAAGCCUACCAUGAUGCGCCUCGCCCAACUUGGGGCCCUGACGAGACGCUCGUCUUGACUAGGUCGUUGGACGGGGCACAAGCUGGACGAGGCUGGCGUGAGAGCUCGGACAUGCUUCAGUUUCAACAAAAGGGAAUUCAGACUGAGAAGCAAGACCUCCGGCUAGCAAAGUUUACCACGGAGACUUCCAAAAAUAUUCUCCACUCUCAGGACAAGGUCACGGAGAUCAAGUUGGUCGACGGUAUCCCCAUGGCUGCCUUGCGCGCAACCAGCCUUGGGGAUCUGUUCCAUGGGCAUGAAACGAACGAUGCAGCCAAUAUCUAUGAGAAGCGUGUCUGGGAACUCGCCAGCAUUCUAUUCGACGACAUGCCUGGCGUCAAUCAAGGGGAGGCCGAGGAUUUGGCACGGAAGCAAAGGUUAUCUCAGUUCUGGACCGGACUGGUGGAGCAAGCCUCGACCACCAACAUUGGUCUGGCCGGUUCUAGUGAAGAGAAGGCUGUGGCAAGCUUGGCUGGACAUCGAAUUCCAGAGGCGUGCAAGUUCUUGGCAGACGGCAAGAACUUCCGUUUGGGAACCCUGGUGCCCUUGAUCGGCACAAGCGAGGUGGCCAAGACUGAGAUGAGAGAGCAGCUGAGGGCAUGGCAUGACUCCAAGGUGCUUUCAGAGUUCUCGGAGGCUAUCCGCACCAUAUACGAACUCCUCAGCGGCAACGUUUGUGUUUGCGAGGGUAUGAAGAAUGUUCCUGUUGAAGAUCGCAUGGAAUCGUUUGUCAUGUCCAAGAAGUUUGGCCUCGACUGGAGACAAUCGUUUGGGCUUCGUCUGUGGUACGCCACGUCCCGUCGGGAUAGCGCAGCCUUGGCGGUGCUCAAGUUCAAGGAUGACAUCAAGCAAGACAGGGAGGAACAUGAUCCACAACCUUGGUAUCGUGAGCAAGGGUUGAAGCCCGUUUGGGAGGAUGCAAACGAAGGCAGCAGGCAAGACUUGCUCUGGGGCUUGCUGCAGCUGUACGCCGACAGGACCACCGACCUCGAGGCAGUGUUGCGACCCGAGAACUCGCGACUGUCGCCACUCGACAUGAGGCUAUGCUGGCAGCUCGGCCAAGGCCUGACGUCUACGGGUCGGGUCUCGUUUGGCGCUCAAGGCGACGAGAAGGCGGACGCGGCGACGAUUGCUUACGCCGCCCAAUUGACGGCCGCAGGCGACUGGCUGGAGGCCAUAUUUGUCCUGCUGCACCUGCGGAACACGGGCGCACGGGCAAAGGCUAUCCAGGAGCAGCUAUGCCGGCACGCCGGCCUCAUCGGGCCCGACAAUGGCACGACGUACGCAGUUCUGACGGAAAAGUUUCUCAUUCCCGGGGCGUGGCUCUGGCAGGCACUGGCGCUCUACAUGCGCAGCGUGAAACAUGACGCGUCGGCCGAAGUCCACUGUCUGCUCCGCGCCGGAGAGUUUGUGGAAGCGCAUCAGGUGCUGGUGCGGCAAGUUGCUCCCCGCGCCAUCAUCGAACGCGACUACGCGACUCUGUCGUGCCUGCUGUCGCAAUUCCAGGGCCGGGUGGAGUCAAUCUCGCAGUGGGCUCGUGGCGGAGAGAUUUACAACCACUUUCUGAGCCUGGUCGCGCAUCGUGGGAGAGGAGAAAGUACGCCGCCGGCGUUGCUUGAGAAGCUGCUGGCAGGCUUGAAUGUCAUGAACGAGAUGGCACCGGAGACGGAAAUUAUGCGGUACGCUGCCAUUUCCGACAUGGCAGAUGACACCGCACGGGAGAUGCUGAAGUUGGCGCAGAAGAAACGGGAUACCGAGUUUCGGGCAAGGAUUCUGGACUUGCCAUUGACGCAAGAUCGGAUGCUGGCGUAUUCGGUCGAUUUAAGCUUGGACCGGUACAGGGAAGUCAUGAGCCAUUAA